Messenger RNA from Rhodotorula graminis WP1, 1744 nucleotides. RefSeq lists its product as uncharacterized. Bases 13 to 1551 code for a protein of 512 amino acids. The record is from RefSeq and is a predicted model, not a curated record. Gene Ontology annotation, biological process: amino acid transmembrane transport. Lineage: Eukaryota; Fungi; Basidiomycota; Microbotryomycetes; Sporidiobolales; Sporidiobolaceae. Gene Ontology annotation, molecular function: amino acid transmembrane transporter activity. The transcript has 8 exons. Gene Ontology annotation, cellular component: membrane.
CUGCAGCAGAAGAUGAAGCCGCGCCACCUGCAGAUGAUUGCCGUCGGCGGCUCGAUCGGCACUGGUCUCUUCAUCGGUUCCGGCCAGGCGUUGCGCAACGGCGGUCCGGCGGGCAUCCUCAUCGCGUGGGCCAUCAUCGGCGUCAUGCUCAUCAACGUUACCCAGGCCCUCGGCGAGAUGUGCAUCCUGUACCCGGUCUCGGGCGGUUUCUACACGCUCGCCGUCCGCUUCCUCGACCCCGGCAUGGGUAUGGCUCUCGGCUGGAACUACUUUGCGCAGUGGGCCGUCGUCCUUCCUCUCGAGAUUACCGCCGCCGGCAUCACCGUCCAGUACUGGGAAGGCGCACAACAAGUACCUAUCGCAGCCUGGAUCACGAUCUUCUGGUUCGCCAUCAUCGCCAUUAACGUGUUCGGCACGCUCGGCUACGCCGAGGAGGAGUUCUGGUCCUCGUGCCUCAAGCUCGCCGUCGUCGUCAUCUUCAUCAUCAUCGGCAUCGUCUUGAACGUUGGCGGCGGCAAGGGCUUGUACAGUGAGUACGUCGGUGGCCGCUACUGGCAGGACCCGGGCGCGUUCGCCAACGGCUUCAAGGGCGUCUGCGCCGUGUUCGUCACGGCCGCCUUCUCGUUCGCCGGUACCGAGCUCGUCGGCCUCGCCGCGACCGAGACGCCCAACCCGCGCAAGACGCUUCCGUCGGCCGUCAAGAACACCUUCUGGCGUAUCACCCUCAUCUACAUGACCUCCCUGUGCAUCAUCGGCCUCAACCUCCCGUUCAACCAGGAGCGUCUCCUCGGUGGCAGCGACGGUGCGGGCACGUCGCCGUUCGUCAUCAUGGCCAACCUCGCCGGCCUGAACGGUCUCGACCACCUCAUCAACAUCACGAUCUGCAUCUCGGUCCUCUCGAUCGGCCUGUCGUGCGUCUACGCCGGCUCGCGCGUCCUCACCGCCAUGGCCGAGACCGGCUUUGCGCCCAAGGUCUUUACCUACGUCGACAAGUCGGGUCGCCCACUGUGGUCGGUCAUCCUCGUCCUCAUGUUUGGCCCGAUCGCGUACGUCAACGUCGUGUCGGCCGGCGACACCGUCUUUAACUGGCUCCUCGCCCUCUCGGGCCUGUCGACCCUGUUCACGUGGGGCUCGAUCUGCAUGUGCCACAUCCGCUUCCGCAAGGCGUGGAGGGUCCAGGGCCACCACGUCGACGAGCUCCCGUACCGCGCCAUCGGCGGGGUCGUCGGCUCGUGGAUCGGCUUCAUCCUCGUGUGCCUCGUCCUCAUCGCCAACUUCUACAUCGCGAUCUUCCCGCUCGGCGGUGCUCCCGAGGACCCUGGCGCGCGUGCCGAGGCGUUCUUCCUCUCGUACCUCGCUGCCCCGGUCUUCCUCGCCUUCUGGCUCGGCUGCUUCCUCAUCAAGCGCACGACGCCGCUCAAGGCGCACCAGAUCGACCUCGACACUGGCCGCAAGGCUUGGUUCACGGCCGAGGAGAUGAACCAGUACCGCGCCGAGCGUCGUGCCGCGCCGUUCUACAUCCGGAUGUACCGGAUCCUCUUCUCGUCCUGAUCGCGCUUCGUGUCCUCCUGGUGUCCCCCAUGCCUCCCCUUCCCUCCUCUCGCAUUCGCAACACGAGGCGAAAAGGCUGGGCGUCGGCGGCGGGCGCUGCGUGGCCAGUCGACGGGUUGUGUCUCCACUCUAUCUCUCUCUCUCUCUCUCUUUUCCCUAGCAGUACUUCUCGCAACGCGGUUCUCUUGUCACG